Bufo bufo (common toad) is the source of this 1059-nucleotide messenger RNA. RefSeq names its product E3 ubiquitin-protein ligase RNF180-like. Bases 69 to 1019 code for a protein of 316 amino acids. The transcript has 4 exons. Lineage: Eukaryota; Metazoa; Chordata; Amphibia; Anura; Bufonidae. Gene Ontology annotation, cellular component: endoplasmic reticulum membrane. Gene Ontology annotation, biological process: positive regulation of proteasomal ubiquitin-dependent protein catabolic process; protein polyubiquitination; norepinephrine metabolic process. Gene Ontology annotation, molecular function: ubiquitin conjugating enzyme binding; ubiquitin protein ligase activity. The record is from RefSeq and is a predicted model, not a curated record.
UUCAUAGAAAAUCAUAUAGCUUGGACUGGGAGUCUACAGAAAAACUACCACUUAAGCCUCAUAUAAACAUGAAAUGGGCCUCUACUUUAAAGCAAAGAUCAUAUGUUCCAUUAUUGAGCUCAGCCGCUGCUGGUUCUAAUAAAACUAAUCGUCAUAUGUUUGAAGCUCCACCAAGAACUGUAAAACUAAGUGCUAGAGAAACAUUUAACCUCAGAGAUGAUCCUGGUGUUUCACGUCUUGAAAAAAGCACAGACCCUUCUUCAUCUGAGGUGCCCAUCACUCCUGUGAGGAUAACACCUGGAGGAGAAAGUAUCAUGACCCCAGUAGAGGUUCCUACUCAGAUUAUGCAGCCAACACUCCCCAACUCGACUUUCGUCAACCAACGCUUAAACAAGAGAGAAAUUAACAGACUGAAGAACCUGAGAAGAAAGCAAAAGAAGCGAGAUAAGUGGCUACUUGGGCAGAAACAGAUCAAUACAUUACACCACAUAGUCACAGAAGAGGACGAUGAACUUAUCAAAGAAAAGGAGAGCUACACAUGCGCCGUGUGCUUAGAUGUGUAUUUCAACCCUUACUUGUGUUAUCCAUGCCGGCACAUUUUUUGUGAGCCAUGUUUACGCACACUGGCGAGAGAUAAUCCAACAAGAACCCCAUGUCCGCUAUGCAGAUCAAUUAUUACAAGGGUUCACUUCCAUUCAGAUCUCAGCAAAUGUUCUGCUGCAUUCUUUCCAAAUGAGUAUCUUAAAAGAAAGCAAAGUUUUCAGAGGGCAAAUUGUGCAAAAUGGCCUCUACCCUACUGCAACAGACUAUUUAGAGUGUUUGGAGAUUUUAGGAGACACAUGGGUCCUAUAGGAAGAAGGCAGUUUCCACACGGAGAGCACCGACUUGACUUUGAAGAUGAUAGCCAUGGUUGGAGAUUUGACCUGGACAUGAUCAUUAUAUACAUUUACUCUGUGAACUGGGUCAUUGGAUUCAUUUUAUUUUGUCUUUUAUGCUAUUUUUUCUGUCUCUCACUUUAAGACAUAAUAAAAUGAUUCUUUGUAAAUUGGCAAAUGUAUG